Anisakis simplex (herring worm) is the source of this 429-nucleotide messenger RNA. Lineage: Eukaryota; Metazoa; Nematoda; Chromadorea; Rhabditida; Anisakidae. The record is from the annotation of a GenBank genome assembly.
AUGAAAAUUGUGCAGGUAGUUGAAUGGGCGCUGAGCGAGAUGCAUUUGCGGCCGUAUGCUGAUGAGAUCUCACAGAGUUAUUCGGGUGGAAAUAAACGUAAACUGUCAGCAGCAAUCGCGUUGAUUGCAGAUCCACCAGUGGUACUUUUGGACGAGCCAUCGGCAGGCAUGGAUCCGUCCUCACAGCAUUUCAUGUGGAAUCUGAUUCUGCAAUUGCGUCGAUCGAAUCGUAUCGUCAUAAUCACAUCGCACAGUAUGGAAGAAUGUGAAAUGCUGUGUACACGCAUUGCAAUUAUGGUUAAAGGACAACUGGAAUGCUUAGGUCCCAUUCAACACCUGAAACAAAAGUUAGUUAGUCUCGAUUCGUCGUUCUUAUAUUCAAUUCACGUGGAGAUGCUUUGUCGAAUUGUCAUGUGUGAUACGAUCUGA